UCAAGGCGGGAGGGAGUGGAGCUGGUUGGCCACUGGUCCUCUCCGGCUGCUGCCAGGCUGACAAUCCUGAUGGGGGAGGGGGCCGCCAAGAGGUUGCCUGGGACAAAGGCCCUGGGCUCUUUGUCUGAGGCUCAGUGGGGCCCAAGGCUGGCCCGAGCUGUAAACACACUCCUCCGCCAGGCGAGUCCUGCUAUUCUGCCCGGAGACCCCAGGCCGGCGCGGCAGCCGGAGCCCCUCAUAGUCUCAGCGCUGUCUGUGUGGAUCAGCAGCAAGGACGUCUAGAACCUGCACUUCCCAAGUCUGACUGACCCAGAGCGGGGUUUCUUCCUCCUGCCCACCACAAGCCCUGCAGGAGCAAAAGCCGAAAGUCUGAAUGAAUGCAUGGUCGGCCUUGGAGUCCCUGGACCCCCGCACCCUACAGCUGCUCUGGGGGCAGAGGGAGUUGGAGAUCCAGGCCCUGCGGUGGGCCAUCCAGAAUCAGCGUGAAGCCCGGCACUGCCGUAUCCUGCAGGAGGUGGCUGGGCUUCCGGCCGAGAGGAGCUCGAGAAGUCAGGAUAAGUUCCUGCAAAACCAGGUCCAAAAGCUGACUUUGGAGUUGAAAGUGCAGAAGGAAAAGGCCCAACUGGAGAAGGAGCGCCUGGAGGAGCGGCUGCAGCAGACAGGGGACGCGCUGCAGCAGCUGGAGGCCGAGCUGCAGGCCUUCCGGAAGUCCUGCCUCCUGCAGCUGGCCCGCUCCUCCUGGGUGGGCCGCAUGCUGCGGUCUUCCACGGGCAGCGUGGAGGUGGUGACGGCAGAGACCCUGAUGGACCUCAGUGACUUCUCUGAGAACGAUCAGGCCCCCACUGCUGGGGAGGGUUUCCGGCUGGAGGAUGUGGACUGGAACAGCAUUGCCCACCGGUACCCUAACCUCUUCACCAACCUCGAGUCCAACUCAGAUCAAAAGCACCCCCGGACCCCGCAGCUCCCAACAGCCUCACCGCCUGACCAGUGGAGCUCAGAGCUGUGCUGUAGGCACCAGGAGCACAAUCUCAAGAGUGUCGAGUGGAGCUCCCUGCCCUUGGUGGGCACCAGCAGCUCCGGGGGCGCUGACUCCGAGUCCAGCAACAGCCAGCUGGUGGCGCAUAAUCGUGUGCAUAAAGUGACAGGGGCCCGUCCCCCAGUGCCUGGCCGCACUGCCAAGCAGGUGGAGGCACGGGCACAGAGCCUCUGCAGGGACAGUCAGGCAACAUUCGAAGGUGGAGCGGGGCGGGUCUCCCCUGGUUUCUUCCCCCUCCCACACCUGCAGGACUAUGAUCUCUGCCCCAAGCCCCGAAGUACUGUGCAGCACUCCUCUGCUUCCCCAGGUGCUGGGGCUCACUGUCCCUCCUGCUCAGAUCUGACCCUUGCUGCUGCUCCUCCCCCACAUGGACCUCCAGGGUACUGCGGGCCGGGUCCGGCCUCACAGGAGAUGUCCUCGGUGGACCCUGGACCCUCCAAAUUGGGGUCCCCCUCCCAGGCAGUCUGCCUCUCCCUGCAUCUCCAGAAAACCCGCUCAGACAAGCAGGGCAAGAAUGGCCAGAAGCCUGAGUCUGGGGUGGAUUCCCAUCUCUGGCCUUCCGGGCGCUGUCCAAGCCCCAGCCCCUCGAGCUCCUGCCUGAAGAUCGUGGCGGUUAGCCGCCGCCAGAGGUUCGUGCGCAUCCUCAACCAGUCGCUGGAGGAGACGGUGGACCUGGGCGGCUUCGUGCUGCAGCAGCUGGUGCUCGACUUCCCUGUGUGCAUGUACCGCUUCCCACCCAGCACCCUGCUGGCUCCGCGGCACCACAUCACGGUGUGGGGCGAGGGGCCCUGCAGCACCAGGCGGCAGCAGCCCUCUUCCUCGGGCCAGGAGCCCGUCCACUUCCACUCCAGCCGAGGCUGUGCGACCCUCCUCCUGAACCCCCAAGGCGAGGUCCUCAGCGAGCACCAGUCCCCACACUGCGUGACCCCAGUGUCCAGGAUCUUCGCAGACAACACCGACUUGUCCAUCGACAGUUUCCCGCUCUCAGAGGCCCGGCCCGGAGCUGACCUUGCGGAGCAUCAGCCCCAGCCUCGACCCCCGCGCAAGGGUCGGGUGCGGGAGGCCCGGGCUGGGCGCCGGAGGCCGGGGCCGCGGGUCCGGUUGCCCCGCCUGAGUACCACCAAGCUCCUCCGCCAGCGGGAGGCGCCAGUAUGGCCCGAGGACGCGGCCCAGACCCACCCAGAGCUCUUGCCCGCCAUCCCCAUCCCCGAGGUCGGGGUGGGCCUCCAGGACUGCCAGGGUAGGAAGGAGCACAAAGUCCGGGUGUGCCGGAAGAGGGUGGACCGCGGCUGUCCCAUGGUGACGCUGUCGGUGCAGAGCACGGCCGAGAGGAGGUUCGGCUUCCGCUUCCUCAGCUGCCCGCCCAUCACCGCGGACACUAGCUGGCCGCUGUAGGGCCGGGCCGGGCGGCGGUACCGACGGCUGCGCCCCCGCGUAUCCACGACUGUGGCGGUGGGGCAGGGAGAAAGCACGGGAGGCAGACGGCGCUGG
Messenger RNA from Cervus elaphus (red deer), 2527 nucleotides. RefSeq names its product lamin tail domain containing 2 (gene LMNTD2). Gene Ontology annotation, molecular function: structural constituent of chromatin. The record is from RefSeq and is a predicted model, not a curated record. Bases 374 to 2431 code for a protein of 685 amino acids. The transcript has 14 exons. Gene Ontology annotation, biological process: chromatin organization. Gene Ontology annotation, cellular component: lamin filament. NCBI's taxonomy places the organism in Eukaryota, Metazoa, Chordata, Mammalia, Artiodactyla, Cervidae.